Molecule: messenger RNA, 2669 nt
Organism: Tetranychus urticae (two-spotted spider mite)
Lineage: Eukaryota; Metazoa; Arthropoda; Arachnida; Trombidiformes; Tetranychidae
Gene: Sec6
Product: Exocyst complex component Sec6
Biological process (GO): exocyst localization; exocytosis
Cellular component (GO): exocyst
Molecular function (GO): SNARE binding
Source: RefSeq, a predicted model, not a curated record
CACCUGAUGUCUAUAGGGAUCGUUGAGAAAUUUAAUGGCAACCACAUUACUGUUUACACCAAAGGAAAUCAGCUGUAAGCAGUUUUGACAGUUAAAAGAAGUGAUUUCUUAAUUGUUGUAAUCUCUGAGCUUUUUUAUUCCUUCUAAAAUGGAUAAAGAGCUUGAACGUGAAGCUAAGCAAAAUGCUGCUAAAUUGGUAUCAAGUAAUCUUCAAAGAACUAACAAUUUGGAGCAAAUCAGACAGAGUAAAAAACUCCGACUUAACAAAGAGGCUGCUGGGGAAGCUAUGUUGAGAACAGCGAUGCAAACGCAGUUGGAUGAUGUUCGUAAGGGUUUGAUUCAUUUGCAAACAUCAUCUACACACGCCCAUUCGAUUCGUGGAUUAAUUAAAGAGAUUGAACAUGAGUUGGCUAUUAUUCCCAGUUUGGUGGAAAAGCUUAAAGGAGUUCGAGAUGAGAGUAUGAAGCAUACACAAUUAGCAGCAGCUAAAGAAAAUCUUAAGCACAUCUUUAAUGUCCCAGAAAAUGUAUCCAAGACAAGAUAUUACAUCUCGGAGGGUAAAUUAUUGUUAGCUCAUCAAUGUUUAACAGAAUUGGAAAAUUCCAGAGACGACUUGCUGUACGAAAUACACAGACUAUCAUCAGCCAAUUCACAGGAUAAAAGUAUGCUUAGAAAUUAUUUUUCUGAAGUUGAAAAAUUAUCGGAAGAAUUGGGUAAACAACUUUGGUUGAUUAUAAGAUUAACAUUAAACUCUGUAAUAAAAGAACCAGCUAUCAUUGUAACCGCAUUGAGGAUAAUUGAAAGAGAGGAAAGAUAUGAUGCAGCAGCCUUAAAAAGGAAAGAAUCAACUGAUUUCAUGCCGCCAGGUAGGCCUAAACAAUGGAGGAAUAUGGUCUUCAAAAUUCUUGAGGAAGCUGUUAAUGAGCGAAUAGUUGGUACUCAAAUUGAUGAGCGAGCUCAAGAUAAAAUGUGGCUGGUGCGACACUUGGAGGUUGUUCGGCGACAGAUUCUUCGUGAUUUAAAGACUGUAAAACUUGCCGUUGUACCUUGUUUCCCUCCUGAGUACAACAUUGUUAAACAAAUGUUGAGUAUUUAUCACCGAUGUAUGAGCACUCAUCUUCAGGAAUUGGCUCUUCAAUUGGAGGGAAAUGAGUACGUUACUCUUUUGAAUUGGAUUCAAAAGUAUGAAGGACCUGAUUUGAUGACCCAUCCAGACCUCGAUUUUGAUCUGAAAGAAGAAGGAUUACCUCCAUUGUUACCUAAACAAUUGGUUGAUGAAUUAACCAACAAGUAUUUGCAAACUAUUGAGCGUAAUUAUAAGGAAUGGAUGAACAACACAAUUAAUCGUGAAUGGAAAGAUUGGAGCAGUGCAAAUCCACCAGAGACCGAUGAUGCUGGGCAUUACCAGACGACAACGCCAGUUAUUGUUUUCCAAAUGAUUGAUCAACAUCUUCAAGUCGCUAAAACUGUGGAUCAGAAGUUAACAACAAGAGUAUUAAUUUUAAGUCUAGAUCACUUGGCAACUUUCGCCAAACAAUAUAAAGAUGCCGUCCACAAGUAUUGUGACUCUCAUUUCGAGGAUAGAGGACAAUUCAACUCAUUCACUCCUUACAUGAUUGCGGUUGCCAACAAUUGUGUUAGUUUCGUUGAUAUUGCCUGGAAAUUUCGUAAAAAGUAUCCUUCUGUUACAAAUGCUAGUUCCGAUCAAGCAUUCGAAAAUGUUUUAAAUUCAUUUGAAAAAUUAAGAGAAGACACAAUCAAAUUUUUACUUCAUGAGCUAUUUUUGGACUUGGACAAAGAAUUGGUCAAAGUUGGAACUCGAGAAUGGUUGGAAGGAAAGUUCAGUGUUAUUGAAAAUGUUUGCCUAACUCUAGAAGAUUAUGUCCGUGAUUAUAAUCAUCUCAAAGAAAGAAACUUUGAUGCACUGAAAGUUGCUCUCGAAACCAAAUUGGCGAAAAGUUACAUUACGUCGAUUUUGAAAAAGAAAAUGACUUUUAAAGAUCACACUCAAAGAGAGGCAUUUGGACGAAAGUUUAUAAAAGAAGGCGAAGUUCUCAAAAUUGCGAUUGGUAAAUUAUCAAAUUACAACACACUAAAAUUAGAACAAAAGAAAACAUCACCUUUCGAUUCACUUCCUCUUUUGGCCGAAUUUUUGAGACUAAAAGAUUUGUCAAUGCUAUUUCUAGAAGUUUCGGGCCUGAUAAAAAAAUAUCCUGAUAUUUCAGCUGAUCAUUUGACAGCACUACUUAAUCUUCGAGAAGAUAUGACCAAAACAAAUGUCCGCAAACAAGUUACAGAUAUGAUGUCCGAACUACCACAGUCGACAACAGCAGCCAAAACUGUUUUUUCUGAAAUCGAUUUGAACUGAAGUGAAUUAUCAUAGCAAAAAUCAAGACGGUCAGUGAAUACGAAUUAUCUGGCAUCAAAUACAAUCACUAUAAAAUGAGAGAAAACGAUAGGAAGACAUAGAUGAGUUUAUAAAAUCCAUCAAGUGAUCAUGAAAUUUUUCAAAAUUUUGAAUUUCAACAAACUUACAUCUUUUGGUUCGCUUUUUGUACAUUAUACGAUAACCACAUUCCCUACAUCUGAUAGGAUCUCUCGGCUUGAUUUCGUUUUCUUUAUGACACUCUAGUAAUCCAAAAAUAAAUUAACCAAAGAGAAAUAGGAAA